UAACAAAAAAUUUUUCUGGAAGAAAAUUAAAUUUAAUUGAGUUUGAUUGAAUUCUGAUAAAAAUUGAGAAUUAAGAGAUGACAUUUGAUAGUAAUUAGUUUUUUCGUUUAUUUAAUUGCAAGUUUGUUUUAAGAAAACAAUAAGAAUUGGGCUCAGCUGAUUAUUCUUCUUGUGUUUGGUAAUUUGGUGAUUUAUCGUUGGAAUUGUUUAUUGUUUUCUUUUCUUUUGAUCAACAAGAUGCAAGGUGAUUAUAAUCGUGGUGGUUAUUUUGGUUCAGAUUCACAAUCUAGUGGCUACGAUGGUGGUAAUUAUCAACAACCAUAUAACCCUAAUGCUGUGGGUCAAUCAUAUUCACCACCGAGUCCACCACCUCAACAACAACAACCUGGUUUUCAAAAUCAACCUGCUAAUCCAUAUUAUGGUCAACAGCAGCCGCCAUCUUUUUACAAUAGACCUGCAGGAAUUGCUGGUUCACCGGCUCAUUCAACACCGUCGGUGCCUUCAUUAUCUGAGGAAGAUAUCAAAAUCUUUAAGGAGACUCAGAAAAAUGUUAUGCUUAACAAAUUUUUACCUGCUGCUUUAAUUGGUUGUGGUGCUAUUUAUAUGGCUCACCAGAAGAAAUUAUUCAAACCCAGUGGAUGGACUUAUGGUAUUUACCUCUGUACGGCUUCUUAUGUCGCUCAAUUUACUACUAGAAAUGAAUUGAAACGUCGAAUUGCGGAAUCUCCGUCAAUGUCACCGUUUGCCCAACAAGUUAGAAUGCAAAUGGGAUAUGGAAAUAACCCUGGUAAUACGUUUUCGGGCGAUUCUGGUGAUUUUAACUUCUCUCAGGGUUAUAAUCAACCAACCACUGGAACACAAUAUUCACCUUACAAUCGUUUCAAUAGGCAGCGACAAUCAAAUUCUCCUAGUGAAUUUACAGAUGAAUUGUCAUUAGAUGGUAAAGAUUUAACCGAAUUCUCCUUAGAUUCAAAGUCAAUCCAGAAUAAAGAUGACACCGGAUUCGUUCCUGAUGAUAUUUAUGCCAAUGAUCCAGGUUUUAGAACACGAAAAGUAGUCGAUCAAACUGAAAAAUCCAAGUUAACUUAUGAAGAAUUAAGAAAUAGGAAUCGAGCUCAAUAUUCAUCUAGUCCAGGAAACGCACCUUACAUGCAACCAAUGAAUAAUGGGCAACCCGAGAUGUACAAUAGAACUUUUUGAAAAAAUCGAUUAACAAGUAAACGAAAAUGAUGGCAUAAAGAUUUCACAUUAUUCUCAAGUCCAAAAAACUAUCUACCAAUGAAACAAGGAAAUUAAAUUACUCAUUAGUAAUUAAACAAAAUGUGUUGAAUUGUAUUUUUAAUUCUAGAGAAAUAAUAACAAAAUCAAUUCUAAUGAAAAAUAUUCAUUUAGUAAAUUAUUGUAAUCGCCAUUAAAUGGACUUAGGGGUUUCCCUUUAGGUUAAUCUUUA
Panonychus citri (citrus red mite) is the source of this 1450-nucleotide messenger RNA. RefSeq lists its product as uncharacterized. Lineage: Eukaryota; Metazoa; Arthropoda; Arachnida; Trombidiformes; Tetranychidae. The coding region runs from base 238 to 1200 and encodes 320 amino acids. The transcript has 3 exons. The record is from RefSeq and is a predicted model, not a curated record.